This is a messenger RNA of Lotus japonicus, 2829 nucleotides long. Its product is annotated as 3-epi-6-deoxocathasterone 23-monooxygenase CYP90C1-like. The record is from RefSeq and is a predicted model, not a curated record. Gene Ontology annotation, molecular function: heme binding; oxidoreductase activity, acting on paired donors, with incorporation or reduction of molecular oxygen, NAD(P)H as one donor, and incorporation of one atom of oxygen; iron ion binding. Gene Ontology annotation, biological process: multicellular organism development; brassinosteroid biosynthetic process; brassinosteroid homeostasis. The transcript has 10 exons. Bases 492 to 1799 code for a protein of 435 amino acids. NCBI's taxonomy places the organism in Eukaryota, Viridiplantae, Streptophyta, Magnoliopsida, Fabales, Fabaceae.
GGACAGAAGAUGUAUGAAAAGGAAAGAGAAAAAUAAUUGUAGAUAUGUAGUAUUGGGCAUGGGGUGGGGUUAUACUCAUGGUGGAGAAGUCCGGGUAAUAUAUCAAUCUAGAUUGAGUGAAGACAAAAUAAAAGAUCAGGGUUGAUUAGGGGAGCCCAAUAAGGCUAUCAUAUUAAAUGAUUGCUUGAAGCUUAGAUCUUCAGAAUCUCCCUCUCAAUAUGCGUAUCCUUACUCUCAUUUAUACCUCACCCCCCUUGGGAAGAACUACAAAAAAGAAUUUUCUUCCUUCCUUCACUUAUCAAACAUUCAAUUUAACACUUUCACUUCUCUCUCUCUUUUUUUCCCUUUUCUUUUUCACCCAAACAUAUAACAGCUGCUGCAUAUGAACUGAAACUGAGAAGUGAUCAGAUUAAGAGGGUUGAAGUUGAACAAGAAUCUCUAGGGCUUUGGAGUCAUCACAAGAAAAGGGAAAGAAGAGUUUAUUUGAUAACAUGGCUUGGAUAAUGGGACUAUGGUCUCUCAUGGGUAUUCUUUUAUGUUGGUGGUUUCUAGGUGUGAAGAAGGAUCAGAGUAGAGUGAAGAAGAAUGGAAAAGUUCCAAAAGGGAACAUGGGUUGGCCUUUACUUGGAGAGACCCUUGAUUUCAUUGCUUGUGGCUACACUUCUAAUCCAGUCAGCUUCAUGACAAAGCGCAAGUCCCUGUAUGGUAGUGUGUUUAAGACGAACAUAUUGGGAACUGGUGUUAUUGUGUCUACAGACCCGGAGGUGAACAAGGUGGUUCUGCAGAAUCAAGGGAACAUUUUCGUCCCUGCUUAUCCAAAAUCAAUUAGAGAACUAAUGGGACAACAUUCCAUACUCCAAAUGAAUGGGAACACUCAUAGGAAACUCCAUGCACUUCUUGGUGGCUUCUUGCGAUCCCCACAUUUCAAAACUCGAAUUACAAGAGAUAUUGAGCACUCUGUCAAACAAUGCUUUGCUACUUGGACUACCCACCAACCAAUAUACGUUCAAGAUCAAGUCAAAAAGAUUACAUUUACUAUUUUGGUAAGAGUUCUGAUGAGCAUUGGUCCUGGUGAAGACUUAGACUUCUUGAAGAGAGAAUUUGAAGAAUUUAUCAAAGGCUUGAUUUGCUUACCAAUCAAGUUACCAGGAACAAGACUAUAUAAAUCCUUGAAGGCAAAGGAGAGAAUGAUAAAGAUAGUGCAGAGGAUAAUAGAGGAAAGGAAUGAUAAUAAUAAGGGUAGUGGAGUGAAUGAUGUAGUGGAUGUGCUCUUAAGUGAUUUGCAUAAGGGUGAGUCAAAGUCUUGGUUGAGAAUUAUGAGCGAGAACAUAAUUGAGAUGAUGAUUCCUGGAGAAGAGACUCUUCCAACGGCUAUGACCAUGGCUGUCAAGUUUCUCAGUGACUACCCUCUGGCUCUAUCCAAAUUACUGGAGGAGAACAUGGAUUUGAAGAGGCGGAAGAAUUGUUCAGAUGAUUAUACAUGGACUGACUACUUGUCACUGCAAUUUACCCAACAUGUUAUCAGCGAAACUCUUAGAAUGGCAAAUAUUGUGAACGCCAUUUGGAGAAAAGCAAUCAAAGACGUAGAUAUUAAAGGGUACCUAAUUCCUAAGGACUGGUGCGUUGUGGCAUCUCUAACUUCUGUUCACAUGGAUGACAUGAUCUACGAAAACCCUUUUGAAUUUGAUCCAUGGAGAUGGGAGUUAUUGUAUGGGUGCAGAGAAUUGGAGCUGGAACUGGGACUAGUAACCAUUGUUUCACACCAUUUGGUGGUGGACAGAGACUGUGCCCUGGAAUAGAACUCUCCAGGCUAGAGCUCUCAAUUUUCCUUCACCAUCUGGUCACUACUUACGGAUGGGUUGCUGAAAAGGAUGAAAUUAUUUACUUUCCAACUGUCAAGAUGAAGAGGAAGCUCCCAAUCAGCAUAACAACCAUUGAUACCUGAUUGGGUUGGAGAAUCAAAGGAUUCUUGUACAGUAUAAUAGAUAAAUAGAUGUAUUUUUUUUUGGUCAAUGAUAAAUAGAUGUAUUUAUUAGAAUCUAGAGGGUAAAAUUUCGAGUAGACAAAACGAUAUGGUGACUUUGGGGCCAUGUACUCUUUCGUUAGCUCUAUAGUGUCACAUCAAUUUUCUUAGGGGAAAGGUGCCUUUGGGGCCCUCUAUUUAUAUUCGGAAAAUGAGUAGGAAGAGGAGAUGAUUGCAUUGAAUCCAACCCUGUGAUCUUGGGUCUUUGUCCAUUAAAUUUUGUUGUUUACCCCAAAUCCAAUGUAAUGUACGUUUGCGGUGGGCCGGGUUGGAUCUCCAAUUCUCCAUGCUGGUUUUGUUGUUUCUAUUGGUCUCAUGCUCAUGACAACCGUUAUUAGUGGUGUUGACGUGUUGUACAACUUGUUAGGGGAUAUAGGGGAGCUCAUGGGUCGAUGAGCAAGAGAUAUUGAUGUCACAUGUUAACUCAAAACAUUAAGGCAUUAGGUCUAUGGGUCACAUCUCUUAUAAAGUCUUCUCCUCACACAAACUUAACCAAUGUGGGACUUCAACUCCGCACUUGACUUCUCAACACAACUCUUGUACCAGAAGUAUGAUCUCAUAAUCAACAUCCCAGCAUCAUUAAAAAUAUAAUAUGGACGAUGAAGAUAGAAGGAUAAUCUCAAGUCCCCCUUAGCCUUAUGGUGCAUGUUCGGGGGAUACGUGGACACCAAAGGUGGGUCCUUGGAUGUUACACUGAUGCUCAGGUUAGCAAAGAGGGGGAGAAUAAUGAUUAUGGGUUGAACAGAUAGUGUAUACCUAAGGAGUUUCCCCUUAAUGUGUAUAAGGAUGGUUUGAGACGUUUUGUG